Messenger RNA from Pipistrellus nathusii (Nathusius's pipistrelle), 1041 nucleotides. Lineage: Eukaryota; Metazoa; Chordata; Mammalia; Chiroptera; Vespertilionidae. The record is from the annotation of a GenBank genome assembly.
AUGGAGUCCGUGCUGACCGCUGGCAUCGCGAUGGCGGAGGCGCUGCAGAACCAGCUGCCCUGGCUGGAGCCAGUGUGGCUCUGGGUUACGUUUCUGGGCGAUCCCAAGAGCCUCUUCCUGUUCUACUUCCCCGCGGCCUACUAUGCCUCUCGCCGCGUGGGCAUCGCAGUGCUCUGGAUCUGCCUCAUCACCGAGUGGCUCAACCUGGUCUUCAAGUGGCUCCUUUUCGGAGAAAGGCCAUUUUGGUGGGUCCAUGAGUCUGGGUACUACCGCCAUGCUCCAGUCCAGGUCCACCAGUUCCCCUCUUCUUGUGAAACUGGUCCAGGCAGCCCCUCUGGACACUGCAUGAUCACAGGAGCAGCCCUCUGGCCCCUAAUGACAGCCAUCUCUUCCGAGAUGGCCGCUCGGGUCCACAGCCGCUGGGUGAGGGUGAUGCCGAUCCUGGCUUAUUGCACCUUCCUACUGGCCAUCGGUCUGUCCCGAAUCUUCCUCUUGGCACAUUUCCCUCACCAGGUGCUGGCCGGCCUGAUAACUGGUGCUGCCCUGGGCUGGCUGAUGACCCCCCGGGUGCCUGCACAGCGGGAGCUAAGCUUCUACGGGUUGACCUCUCUGGCCCUCUUGCUGGGAGCCAGCCUCAUCUAUUGGAUCCUCUUUUCACUGGGCCUGGAUCUUUCAUGGUCCAUCAGCCUAGCCACGAAGUGGUGUGAGCGGCCUGAGUGGCUGCACUUGGACAGCCGGCCCUUUGCCUCUCUGAGCCGCGACUCAGGGGCCGUCCUGGGUCUGGGCAUCGCCCUCCACUCCCCCUGCUAUGCCCCAGUACGGCGAGCACACCUGAGCAAGGGACAGAAGAUCGCCUGCCUCGUGUUGGCCAUGGGGCUGCUGGGCCCCAUGAAUUGGCUGGGCUACCCACCUCAGAUCAGCCUUUUCUACAUCUUCAAUUUCCUCAAAUUCACCCUCUGGCCAUGCUUGGUCCUGGCCCUCGUGCCCUGGGUAGUGCUCACAUUCAGUGCCCAGGAAGCACCACUCAUCCGCUCUUCCUAA